CCAUAAUAUGAAUUUCCUCCUUUACACAGAUUCACAGACUCUCUAUCAAGAAACCAAAUCCUAGAGCAAACGUAAAAUCCUCCCUAUAAAAAGAUCCCAAAUUCUAUUUCUCCAAACCCCAAAAGAAUCUUGAAAACCCCAUUUGUUAAAAAAAUGGCCACAAAAGUAAUGGAAGUAGUGAAAAAACUUGAUAUAGAAAAGUACAUGGGAAGAUGGUAUGAAAUUGCUUCAUUCCCAUCAAGAUUUCAGCCCAAAAAUGGUGUAAACACAAGGGCUACUUACACUCUGAACCCAGAUGGUACAGUGCAUGUGUUAAAUGAGACAUGGUCUGAUGGUAAAAGAGGUUAUAUUGAAGGCACUGCUUAUAAAGCUGAUCCUAAAAGUGAUGAGGCUAAAUUAAAAGUCAAGUUUUAUGUUCCACCUUUCUUGCCUAUUAUUCCUGUUACCGGAGAUUAUUGGGUUCUUCAUAUUGAUGAGAAUUAUCAGUAUGCUUUGAUUGGUCAGCCUAGUAGGAAUUAUCUUUGGGUAUUAUGUAGGCAAAAUUCUCUUGAUGAUGAGAUAUACAACCAGCUUGUUGAGAAGGCUAAAGAAGAAGGCUAUGAUGUGAGCAAGCUCCACAAGACACCACACACUAAUCCCCCACCAGAAAAUAAUGAUGCCCCCAAAGACACUAAAGGAAUUUGGUGGAUCAAAUCAAUCCUUGGAAAGUAGGCAAAUGCAGUACAAUGGUGAAAAAAGAACUACCUAAAGACCAGUAAAAUGAGUGUUUAGAAACAGUAUUUUGUGAUAUCCUAAAUGUUUAAGCUUAUGUUUUUGGAAAUCUUUUGCCUCUGGAACUCUAUAAAGUUGAUAGUAUCAAUAGCAUGUGAUACGCAUUUGAAUUCUGUGUGAAA
Messenger RNA from Nicotiana attenuata, 893 nucleotides. Its product is annotated as temperature-induced lipocalin-1-like. The coding region runs from base 154 to 711 and encodes 185 amino acids. The record is from RefSeq and is a predicted model, not a curated record. The transcript has 2 exons. NCBI's taxonomy places the organism in Eukaryota, Viridiplantae, Streptophyta, Magnoliopsida, Solanales, Solanaceae.